Molecule: messenger RNA, 1499 nt
Organism: Dendroctonus ponderosae (mountain pine beetle)
Lineage: Eukaryota; Metazoa; Arthropoda; Insecta; Coleoptera; Curculionidae
Product: keratin, type I cytoskeletal 9
Source: RefSeq, a predicted model, not a curated record
UUUAAAUUGGUAAACAACUUGGAUAUUUCUGGGGAGUGUUAUUGCUGCAACUGUAUGGCAUUCAAAUGUAUGCAAAAUAAAAUUGUGGCAAUCUGACAUAAUUUUUAUGUAAUACCAUUUGGCAAGAUUUCUCCUUUCUUCGCUUCUUGGGAUCCCACGUUGGGUUUGGUGAAUACCAGAUUUUAGUUAUGCAUAUAUUCUUCUACUGGUGCAGAACAGUGCCUUGAUAUGGAUAAUUAGAUUCCAAAACCAGUGUUUUGUGCUAAGUGAGAACAAUAGGAUUUGCCUAAAUUAAUCGGGAAUUCCCAGAAGGCACGCUUAUAACAAAUAUGGAUUAUUGGAGGAUUUUGAUGCUCCUUCAUUUGAUAGCAGCCUCACUUGCAUACAGAGAAGAUAGUCAGUAUAAUGAUUUGGCUGAAGAAGGUCGCCAUGGAGGUAGAAGAAGACGACCUGGAAGCCAAAAUGGAAGUCCUUGUAACUUUGCGGGAAGCAGUGGGAAACCGAAGAGCCAACCCCAGGGGCGGACAUUCUUCGAUCUUCAGUUCCUAAAUCUGGAACAUAAUUAUAAUUACAACAUUAAUUGCGGGAGCGGUGGGGGUAGUUAUCCAGCCUAUCCUCAACCUGCACCUGUUUAUGAAAUUCUUCCCGGUGAAGAUGGUGGCCACAAGCCUGGAGGCCAUAAACCUUCAGGAGGAGGUGGUGGAGGAAAUAAACCAUUCAACAGACCAGGAAAACCAGCGACCACAAAGACCAUUUCAAGGUGGGCAUAGUCAACAGAGCAGUUCAGUAGCAGAUAGUUCUGAUUCCGGGCAGCAAAACGGCGGCCCGGGAGUUUUCAGUGGAGCAUUUGCGGGCUUUUUUCCUUCGCCACAACAAUUCGCCACAGGUUUAUCGGACGGAAUACAAAGUUUCGUGGGAACGAUACCGGCAAUUGGGCAAAGUUUCCAGUCAAUUUUGCCGAGUUUUAGUGACUUUCAGCUGCCGCAACUACCCCAAUUCAAUCCUGGAGACAAUACAGGACCGGUUACGUUUGCUCCACUUUUUCAAGGCUUCAAUCCGAGUUCUUCUACAAACAAUUUCAAUCGGCCCCCCGUUUCAUCAGCUCCCAUUGCUACAACUCUAUCACCAGUAUCGUCUACCCCAUUUACUACAACGACUGAUCCAGACGAUGUGAUCUACAGCGAUGAGCUGAAACCUGUUCACGAAGAUUACGAUCCGAUAACUGAUCCGUAUAUUAGCAAUAAAUUGCCUCCUGGUGUAUUAACUCCGGGGCAGUACUUGGUAGUAUCUAAUCCGCAUUUAGGGAGCUACACGCAUGAUAUAAGCGCUUUUAAUCCUACUAAUUUGUAUAACAAGCUACAGCAAGGCGUGAUGGAGGCUUUGGAUGAAUUUGGGAGCUUUUUUUGAAGACUUUAGGAGGUAUAAACCGGUAUAACUAUAAUAAAAAAAGUGGGUAUGGCCAAUCGCGCUCUGUAUACGAUACGCGCAAUAAGGAUGGC